Beta vulgaris subsp. vulgaris (sugar beet) is the source of this 1033-nucleotide messenger RNA. RefSeq lists its product as hypothetical. Lineage: Eukaryota; Viridiplantae; Streptophyta; Magnoliopsida; Caryophyllales; Amaranthaceae. The transcript is spliced from 7 exons. The coding region runs from base 255 to 758 and encodes 167 amino acids. The record is from RefSeq and is a predicted model, not a curated record.
GAACUGUGUAAGUGUGAAGUGUGUAAAAAGUGUACACACACCCCGCUCUUCUCGACGUCGUUUUCCCCGCCGAUUCAAUUUUUGAAUUUCUGUACGACAAUAUAUCUCCAAUAAUUUCUUUGCAACCAAAACAGCCUUCCAAACAUAUCUGAAGUUAAGUUUCAGUAUCAAUUGUUCUUGCUUCUCUCUAAUUUUAGUUGAAGAAAACCCAGUACAGUAAACCCCAGAAACCUGUACUACUCUAUAAUUAAUCAAUGGCGAAACCCGAAUCGUCUUUUCCCCUCGACUCUUCGAAGAAUGAGAAUUUGGCUCCAACUCAGUCCAAACUCACGGAAUUGAAUGAAUCGAGAACAGAGUUGUUGAGUAGGAUACAGAGUUUGAAACAGGAUUUGCAAAAUUGGAGGUCCAAGUUAGAUACUCAAGUUCAGAGCCAUCGGAAUGAGCUGGUAGAGCUCAGGAAAUCUCUGGAUGUUGAAGUGGGUCAACUUCGAUCAGAAUUUCAAGGCCUGAGAACAACUCUGCAGCAGCAACAGGAGGAUGUGACUGCUAGUUUGAGAAACCUGGGGCUGCAGGAUCCUCCAAACGAUGCUGGAACAGUUACACACAAGGUCAAUAAUGAAAACUAUGAUGCUGAAGCUAUCGAAUCCGGACAUCCAAAUGACAAAACUAAUGCAGAAGAGUCUACAGGAAAAGGAGACGGCUCGGAAGCUGCUCUUUCUUCUGCAACCGAGAUGGGUGGAGUUGACAUUAACCAGUAAAUUGACUUAUGCUCGUGCAUGUGGUUGUAUUUAUUAAUAGCAUGAGCUCCAUGUUCUUUCAUAGUGUAAGUUGUAUAUGAAGUUGGUAGAUCACUAGAUCUAUUAGCCUCAUGGUGGAGUUUUCAGGUAGUACUGUAAUAUUAUCCUUUAAUACAACAAAUUCACUACCAUACUUAUUCUAUGCUGUUGCAAGGAAACAUAUAAGACCUAACAGGGUAACUCUUGACCAAUCCUUUGGGAUUGGCUUGAUCCAAUGCCCGGUUCUUUUUUACAUA